Molecule: messenger RNA, 2628 nt
Organism: Aplysia californica (California sea hare)
Lineage: Eukaryota; Metazoa; Mollusca; Gastropoda; Aplysiida; Aplysiidae
Exons: 1
Coding region: 285-2576 (763 amino acids)
Cellular component (GO): nucleus
Molecular function (GO): DNA binding
Source: RefSeq, a predicted model, not a curated record
AUUAUUUUUAUUAUUAUUAUUAUUACAUUGACCUAUGGGACUAUUCUAUCAUGAGUAGUAGGACUUUAGAUUGAUAUUGUUUGGUUGUGACGAAGUGUGAUGACUUUUGUUGUUGGCUGAGAUUGAGAUGGCUUGAAAUGAGGAUUUUUACUCCUGGGAAAAUGAGUAGAUCUAGGUCUACUUAAAGAGAGGAACAAUGUUACUCGAUCCUCUUCUACUCUCUUAACGACUUAAUGUAACGCAUAUAUACCUCCGCCCCCACCCCCUUUCUGCCUCUUAGAAAAAUGGAUAACAGAAGAAAGCUGUAUUCUCAAAAUGACAUGGAGGCUGCUGUGAAUGCCUGCAAGUCAGGUGCCAUGUCCCAAAGGGUGGCUGCCUCUACAUUUAAUGUGCCGAGAGCUACUCUGGGAGACAAACUGAAAGGAUUAUACCCCGUGACACCCCGAAGCCGCACUGUCCUGAUGCAAGAGGAGGAGGCUAGAGUGGUGGAGUGGCUGGAGGAAAGUGCUGCGCGUGGUUGUGGCCAAGGCAGGGAAGAGGUGUGUCUUGCCAUCCAGCGAAUUUUGAAUGCGGAGGGGCGAGACACACCCUUCAAAGACAAUAAACCGGGUUCCAAGUGGUUCUAUUCUUUUUUAACUCGGCACCCAAACCUCAAACAGAGGAAGACUUCAAUUGUCGGAGAACAGCGAGCCAAGGUGAGCGAGGAGAAGAUCAGGACUUGGUUCCGUGAAGUCGAGCUCAACUUGGAUCAGGAAGGUAUAAACAUCCACACAGUGCCGCCACAAAACAUUUUCAAUGUUGAUGAGAGUGGCUUUCCCUUUUUGCAGCGGGGCAGUGUGAUGGUGACUGAUGUGAACGAGAAACAUCCUUGCUCCAUGGGAUCUGAUACAAAGCAGCAAAUCACUGUGCUCUGUGCCGGGUCUGCUGGAGGAAGUAUUCUCUCGCCAUACAUUAUCUUCCCAGGUUCCAGAUGGACUUACUAUCCCUGGGAUGAUUUUAAGAAUGCACACUAUGACCUCACCUCCAACGGUCGGGUCAAUUCUGAGGUUUUCCUCACUUGGCUCAGAAACGCAUUUGAGCCAGCCACCAGAGACCUGUCAAGACCUGUGGUGCUGUUUGCAGAUGGCCAUCAGAGUCUCAUCGAUAUGGAUGUGCACUUCUUCUGCAAACAGCACCAGAUCACAUACUACGUGCUGCCAGCACAUGCCUCUCACAUUGUCCAGCCGCUUGACCUAAUUUUCUAUGAUGUGCUCAAGCAGCAAUGGAGGGACAGCGUGAACGACUACAAGAGGAUUUCAAACGUAUGCGCGGUCACAAAAAAAUCCUUUGCUGGUGUGUUUAAGGAGGCGUGGAUAAGAUCCCAUACACCUGAAAAAAUGGCCAAGGCAUUUGAGGCAGCUGGUCUCUCACCGUGGAACCCUGGGAGGCCCGACUAUUCUAAGUGCAGGGCUAGUCGGGUGAACGGAACGUUUCCAGCUGCCUCUAGUGCGUCACCAGAACCCCUGUCUGCGACCGUGGGCCCCUCCGUCGAGCUAUCUCCAUCUGUGUGCCCUAUUGAUGACAUGUCUCCGUCUGUGUGCCCCUCCGUCGAGCAGUCCCUGUCUGUGUGCCCCUCCGUCGAGCAGUCUCCGUCAGUGUGCCUCUCCGUCGAGCAGUCUCCGUCUGUGUGCCCCUCCGUCGAGCAGUCUCCGUCUGUGUGCCUCUCCGUCGAGCAGUCUCCGUCUGUGUGCCCCUCCGUCGUGCAGUCUCCGUCUGUGUGCCCCACCGAUGACUUGUCUUCGCCUGUGAGCCCCUCCAGUGACCUGCCCUCUACUGCUGUUGACCUCUCAAAUCCAGUUGUCCCACGCACCAAGAACAUUGCCAUGGCGGUAGACCAGCUUGUGGAUUUCAUUAUUACCUCUGGUUGGUCUGCCUCUGAUAUGUACAGUAUCCGGAGAAGGCAGUGGAGAAACAUUCCGCCAGGGCCAGAUGAAGAAAUGUAUCAGAAAUACCUGGACCUGUACAAUUACAUUGUUCCCCCUUCCGCUUUUGACAAUCUCCCCUUACCCCAAAAGUGUUCUGCAAAAUCUGCGCACAGAGUGCAGACUCCCAAGUAUGUAUCCGGGGAAAAGUUUCGGGAGUUCCAAGAAAGAAAGGAAAAAGAGGAACGGGAUAAGAAAGCUGCAAUAGAGACAAGGAAGAGACGGAGGGCAAGAAAAAAGGCAGAGAAAGAGAAAAAGAGGCUAGAAAGGGAAACAGCGAACAAAGUGAAUAUGACAGAGAGACAGGCCGAGAAAGAGGCAGUGAAAGAGAAAAAGAGGAUGGAAAAAAAAAAGAGGAAGACUGAUGUGAUAAAUGAAAAGGAAGCUGAGAGUGAUGAAUGUGAUUCAGAUGGUAUUGAGUGCAUGGAUAGUUCUGGGGAUGAGUGUGCAGAAGUCCUUGAGCGUAUGUUGUCUGGGGUAGGGUAUGAUGAGAGUACAUACCACCAUGUUUUGAACUGUCCUCCAAGAAAGUUGCAGUUAAAAAUAGCAAAAGUUAUAAAAAGUUGCAAGAAAAAUAGCAAAAGUUCCAAAAGAAGUUGCAAGUCAUUUUUAUAGCUAAAAAAAAAAUUCCAUGGAAUUAUUGGAAUUCAUUGUUGGUAUGCUCAUU